Messenger RNA from Aphanomyces invadans, 10429 nucleotides. RefSeq lists its product as hypothetical. The transcript has 14 exons. Gene Ontology annotation, biological process: cilium assembly. Bases 62 to 7714 code for a protein of 2550 amino acids. Lineage: Eukaryota; Oomycota; Saprolegniomycetes; Saprolegniales; Verrucalvaceae. The record is from RefSeq and is a predicted model, not a curated record. Gene Ontology annotation, molecular function: protein binding.
UGCAUGCCGAAACGUCGUGCUGCGAGGGGGCACAGGGUUGGAUCUCUUUGGGAACGACACCAUGAACGGUGGCGACACCGAUGAAAGCGUUCUCGUGCUCAACUUUCGAAACGAAAUCGCGGAUAUUGUUUCAACCAUACGAGAAGCAAAGAGUCGUAAGCUUGGCGACAGUGAGAUGGACGCUGGUGGGCAGAUCCAGUGCGAAGUUGGCUGCUUUGGUGUGACUUGCCAUAAGCUGCAGCAUUUGAAGCGCCGCGUGCGUGAGCAGCUGUCGUUUUCGUCGGCUCUGGAGCUACUAGUGCAGUUUGGCGAUGCCUUCUUUCAGCUUCAAGAAUGCACCGCCAGCAUGGCGUUUUUCCAUGCAGCAAUCACGUUGUUUGAAGGGUCCACCAAACGACAAUACCAAGAUCAUGAAAUAUACAUUCGCGCGGCGUAUGCGCACGCUCUGAGCCGCGUUCGAUUACUCAAGGCUGCUGAUCCAUGCAUCGCGUACCCUUCCACACUCCGAGAACUAGUUGACGUCCUCCACGCCAUGGAGAAGACGCUGUGCCUAGCAGUGCAGCUGGCCCUGGACCCAAAAGUCCAAGACAACAGUGUCAAUCAUGCGAAAUUCGUCGCGCACGUCCUAAAUGGCACAACUCACAUCAUGGGGGUGUGCACACCAAUGAAAACUCUCGGGUUUGAAGCAGCCAUGCUGCCAUUCAUCAAGUUGGCCGCCUUGGUUCUCGAUUCCGUCAUUCAGCUUUGCACUCUGAAGUAUUGUCUGUGGCGAUGCCACAUCUACGUGACUGUCGCCGAAUGCUACGACGCGCUGGCCAGGAAGCAUCCUACCCAGCGAGAACGCCUGUGGAAAUCUGCUCUUCUCGCCAUUGACCACGGCGUGUCUCGCGUAGCACAGUUACGACGAGAAGUAGAGCUCGACCCACCGGUUUCAGACUCAACAAUCCGAGUCCUCAAGCAAGCUGAUGACAAGCUUCAGAGGUCCCGGUUCGUGAUUCAAAAACUCAUCAAAGCGACUGCUACGGCCCCUUCACCAGCUGCGUUGGGGGCGAGCCCAACCUCGACUUCAGCUCAUCCCGGUCAAAUUUUGAUCUCGCUGUCGAAAGACGAAAUUCAAGUUGCCUUUCCGAACUCCGAAUCUCGCCUCUUGGUCAUCUUAGCUAGCCUCGACAAGCUGUGGAAACCUCAAUCGAGUCUCAAUCUCCUCCGCAAGUUUGAAGUGAAGCCACCUUUUGCUCUGACCACCUCUGACACGGACGGCAUCGCCACGUACGCGUCGUCCCUGGCAGCAGACACGAAGUUCACCGAUGGAUUGCACAUUUGCACCCUCAAGCUGCUCUUCCGCUUUCGCAAGUGGCCCUUGUUCGUUGAGAUGUACCACGCAACGAAACCUCAACUGGACCCCACGACGAGUGCAGUGGACGCAACCGAAGUGGACCUCCUCUUUGCAGUUUACGAGCUGCUUGAAAAUGCAAGCGACCGGUUUCGCUUGUUCAGCGUGGUUUCGCACCUGCGACAAGCAUGCGAGAUCCGCGAGAUGUGUGAGUUGAGGCACGAUGUGCUCGUCGAAAUCAUGCUCUUUAUUUGGCACGACUUUGCUGAACCAAUGCUCGAGUCGUUGAGCAAGACUCGCCAGGAUCAAGAAUGGAACGCACACUUAGCCCGGGACGCCUCGCGAGUUCUGAUGGCACUCCAUGUAUCAUCUCAUGAACUGCAAUUCGACGACAUCGUGUGGCGAGGAACUUUGGCGCUCCAUUUGGCCAACCUCCUCGACCUACUGACCCAACCAAGAUUAGCGAUUCAAAUUCUUCGAGUUGCGCAAGAUGUCAUGUCGGCUGCUCGUGACGCCAUGGUCAGUGUCGAUGUUCACGAUGCCUCCGUCGACACGCCACAGGGCCUGGCUCUACUCAGUCAUUCUGCCAUCAACGCGGCGCCGAUUGCCGGCGAAGAUAUCAAGCACCCAUCUCCCCUAAUUCAAGGUACAAUGUUUCAACAAGCCAAGCUGGGAUGGAUGGUCGCAUCCAUCCAAACCGAAAUUGCAUUUCGCUUGUAUGGCAUGGAGCUGCAAGUUGCCAAAGCAAGGAGUGCCAUGACGUUGGUGACCGUCGCCAAGCGCCUCCGCUUCGAAUGCAAUCAAAACGGCUACCUGCGUGGCAUCUUGGCCAUCCAACUCGCUCGAUUCAAAGCCAAAAGCGCAAGCGAUGAAGAAAGGUUGCUGCAGGAAGCCUUGACUUGCUUCGAUCACAUUCAAAAGCACGACGGGCAGGUUGCAGGUGCCAGACCGGUGCAAUCCCAAAGCACCCCCAUGCACUCCAAGCCUCGAGCGCCGCUGCUUGUGUCGCGGGGCUCAACCUUUGUCACGAUUGAAAUUGUGCCGUACAAUCCACGUGGAGUCCACAUUGCAUACUAUUGCGUGUUUGGAAAGGGAACUGGCGCAGGCACGGACGUAUCUCUCAACAACAUGGAGUUCCCGGGAACGGGAACCAUCCGAGUCCCGACAUCCCGUCCAACUUUGGCGACGGUAUCAGGGCUCCUGCCCAACGAGAGCUACGUGUUUGCAGUGGCCGCCUACGAUGCCCAUGAUCAAGUUGUCGAAGGAAUUGGCGCGACAUCGGCUCCCAUCCUCACGUUGAAUCCGCUGGUCCUGACCAUGUGCUACGGCAUUCUGGCCAAGGAAGCUGCCAACUUGAACCACAUAGCCAUCGCAACCAAGGCAGCGGCCACGGUGUACACGGAGUUUGUGUCGUUGGACGGUGCAAAUCGGGACAAGUGGCGCUGUAGCCCACUGUUUUCGCACGCGCUUAGGAUUUACAGGGCAAAGAAACAGACCGCCUCGGGCGUCAUCAUGCAAUACCCGAUGCAGGUCGUGCACAUGUUUUUCACAACCAUGUUGAUCCUCAUCGAUGCUGAAGUCGACCACCCGCCAGACUCACCCACCAACAUCGGACGUCCCGUUGUCUACACCGCGGUCUACAAAGCCCAAGUGACGGAAGCCAUUGGCAAGUGCAUGAUAUGCCUGGAAGUUGCAUGCUUGACAGACCAAAGCGACUUCAUCUGCACCAUUUCGCACAAAAUGUACCAAUUGAUGGUCCCGAUGUUGCGCCAUGUCCAAACGGGACGCCUGUUGCUCCAGGCGAUGUGUUUGUUGGUUCAGAGCCUUCAACUCGUUCCAACAGACCAGUGGGACGACUCCAUCUACGAAGUGUACAUGUGUGCCAGCUACGAAGUCCUCAGGAUCGCGACAGCCUCCAAGGAAGACAAAGUCGCGCAAAUUGCUUUGAAGCUGAGACUCGCUGCGGCGCCAUACAAUUUCAUGGUUGCCCCGUUUCACGUGCCUUGCAAAGAAGCUGCUGCGUUGCGCGAUGCGAUCUUCCUCUCGCGCACGUGGAGCGCUGCAGUCGACUUGAAGCCCGACCAACACGGUGAUGGAUCCGAAGGCGACAAAGGGCCAAAAAAGACGACGCCGCGGGACGACAAGCCUCUCAACGGAAACCAAACUCGAAUCGAAGAUGUGUUGCAAUGGACCAACGUCUCGGCGACGAAAGCAAUUGCCGAGUUGAAAUCCCAUUUCGCCGGUCACAAGAGCUUCAUGGCGUUUAUGUGUCGAGUCAUCAAGUUGGGGAUGGCCAACGGCGAGCGAAACGUUGGCGACUCGUUGAAGGACCUCCGUUGGCACUCAUCCCUCGAGCUAAGUCCCGAAGCAAACCACGUGCUCCAUGAACUUGGAGCGGGCCACCUUCACGUCGAAGCGAGUCCACCGACCCCUCAUGGACCCGAUGCAGUCAUCGACGAACCCAAGAGCGAGCAAACAGACAUUCCCAAGCCCAUCGACGUUUGCAAUCGUGACGUUUACUUGUGGAGCGGCGAAUAUUUCUACCUCAUGGGCCUUACUCUGCAUGCUGGACUGAACGCAGCCACCGUCGGGAAUCCAUUGGAAGGGCCCGACCACGAUAUCUCGUGGCAGUACUUUGCCACGCCACCGCUAGUUUCAACCGACCCUCCGAAAGCGGAGCACGAUCCAAAAGUGGAAGGCGCCUUGACCAACUUGACCACCGCAAGCCAGUUCUUCUAUCAUGCCCGUGCGUGGACCAACUUGCAAGCGUGUGUGCAAACCGUAUGGAACAUGCUGUGGGCCAAGUGGCUGUCGCCGGCAUCUUUCCAAAACCACUACGAUUGGCGAUCCCUCUACAUCUUGUCCAUGCGGUUCAUGGACAUGUUGGACAUGCUGAGCAACAACGUUGCAUUUGACGACGCCAACGUGAUCUAUCGAUCCACUGUCAUCAAUGACAUGGACGAGCGCGCUUCGAAUGCUCCACCUGUCCAGGUCGGUUCCAUCCCUGUCGACAUCGACAUCCCGUGGGCGGUCAAGUUUGUCACGUACGCGAUUCAGGUGUUGUGCACGGCGGGGGAAUGGGAGCGCCUGGUGCUUCUGGGCAAGCGUGUUUACGAUUUGACUGGGAGCGAGCACUCCGACCAAGUGCUGCCGUGGGUCGUAUACGCGCAGAGCCAACGGUGCGAUGGGCAACGCGUGGCGGUUGCUACAGCAACUGACGACUUGAGUCAGUACGUCAAGACUUUUGAAGAGCUCCAGGCAAAGAAGAAGAAGAAGAAAAGCCGACUGGUUGUGCACGAAGUGAUCACGGAAGAAGAACGCAACUUCCGAGAGGAACGAGAGCUCAAGGAAAUCAAGCUGAGGGACUUGAUCGCGUAUCAAAUGACACUGCAGCGCCAACUUGUCCAGGUCAAGACCUGGCUCGAACACGCAACCCGGUCCAAAAAUAUGUGUUUGCAAGUCCUCCACCGAACGCAAAAAGCCGUGACGAAACAGUACCUGUGCCAUGACAAGGCAAAGGAUAUCCUGGCCGGGUUUAAAAGCACCAUCUCGCUGUGUCGCCAAAAGCGCGCGACCCUGCUCCUGGUGCAGGUCCUACAAGAGCAAGGGGAUUAUCUCUUUGGCGAGGGCGACAUCCCUGGCGCCGCCAAGUCAUGGAACGACGGCAUCGAUGCUGUAUUUGGAGCGUUGGCCGCCACGACAAACUGGCGCUCAAUUGUUCCGGAGGCUACCUUACGCAUCGACGGCGACAACAUGUGGGUCAUCAUCAUGUGCUGCAACAUGCUGGGCAAGCUGGCGUGGAUUUCUCUCCACGACAACCUCAACCAGCGGCUUGAGUAUGCCCUCAUGAGCAGCGCGGCGUUUUGCAAGCUCUUCACAUGUGCAUUGCAGCACCCCAACGUCGAUGAACUCCACACGUUUUCCAACUACACGAUUUACCCGGACUUUGCGUCUUUGGCCAGCAAACCAUUACGAUACAUUCAGCCUGCCAGCAUCCUCCUCAUGUCCACCACCACCAUUGAAACGCUGUUGACGAACGGGAAAUUCGCCCAGGCAUUGCCUCUGGCGUGUGGGAUGCAGUAUUUCGCCAGUCGCCAUUUCCACGACACCCGUGGGGAGGCCCAGGCGAAGCGAAUGAAGUUUGAAGCGUGCGUUGGAAUGGGUCACAUGGACCAAGCCGUGUGCAUCUUGAGUGACUUGCUCAGCCACCACAGUAUGGCCUUGGAGCAAUCGAAACGCAUCGGGGACCCUGCCAACGAAGCGCUGCACAAAUGGCUGUUGGAGUUUUCGGUCGGAAAACUGGUCAGCGAUUGCAAACUCGGGUCGAGAUUGGCGUACCUGCUGUCGCUGUCUGUGUUGCGAUGGAUCAUGGCGCUGGCACUAAACGAAAGCACGAGUCCACAAGGAAUUGCCCUGAAACGUAUUGCGAAUCAAGUUGCGACCCAUCUCCAGGCAAGUGCGACGGGUGUGGCCAUUGCACCGGCGCAGGGCGACGAUACCCACACGACUCCGAAAGAAAAGAGCACACCCCGUGUGGCUGAACCCGACGCUGGACGAAGUGCGCCGACUGCAGAGAAACUUCACGUGGUGGACCAGACCAAGGUUGCCCUCGAGUGCAUGCUGGCGCAAUCGAUCCUGGCGCUGCAAGAAGGGCUGGCAGAUGCUGCCCGGGCGCACCUUCAAACCGCGAUGAAGCGGUAUCGAGAGACGACGAAAGCGACAGUGGACGACACUCAUUUUGAUUGUGUGUCGAGUGACCUGGGCGUGCUGUUCUGGCUUCGGUGCCGCAUCCAGUGGAUCAAGUGUGACUUGAUGCAGGGCCAUGUCAAAGCAGCAAUUGAAGGGUGCCAGAUCGCGGCGCAGGAGGCGCAGACUGCGAACGAAGCAAAGUUUCGACGGGAAAUUCAAGCGCUGCACUUCCAAGCGUUGGUGCUAGAAGGAAGUCGCGGGGAUGCUGAAAAGUUCGGGAUGGAGUGGCUCAAGAACGACGACGCCUUCUCUCCAACAACAACUCGAGUGGAAGUGCUCUUGCUCCUGAGCUACAUGUUAAACACCAAGGCGGCUGCGUCGACCUUGCCAGAGUCUUCCUUGCUAGCCAGUCUGAAGUACACACAAGCUGCCCUGGACGUCAUGAAUGCGAUCAUGAAGGAACACGGUUGGAUUGGGCUGCACUCGACUCCUUCCCAACACGCCCUUGUGAAUGUGUAUCAUCCGCACACUGCGCUGUACGUCGCUGUAAAAGCCCACGUCGUCUCUGCCAUGCUGGCUUUGCACGACACCGGCAUGGCGGCUCCAUCUCUUGCGCUCAUGCAAUCCCACGUUGAGGAUGGGCUGCGAGCGCUCGCCCACGUAUCGCUUCCCGAUCCCAAGCUCAAGGCCACGCUGCUGUACUUUCGUGGCUGUGUCAUGCGUCGACAGGACAAGACGUCGCACGAGUGCAUCCCGUUUCUUGUCGACGCCAUGCAAAUCUGGGUCAAAGAUGGACGCCACCCUCGAAAACUCAUGCAUCGGGCGUGCAUGGAGCUCGUCCAAGUCUACGGUGAAACGAACCACGCGACUGGCAACGACAAAGACAAACAAGCCCAGGCAGCGUACCAUUACCUCGUCAUGGCUUGCACCCUCAUGGAGCAACUGCACGUGCUGUGGCACACGACACAAGUUCAUGUCGUGACCGCGACUGCCCUCGACAAGUUGUCAGCCCCCGUUCAGCACGAAAUCUUGUCCGCGGCAAAGGCGUUGAACAACAACGCGUCGUUAGAUCAUGUGGGGUUUUUGAUUGUGCCGUACCUAAUGUCGUUGCAGCGCGAGCUCGACGUCAUCUACGACCGAGAACUGUCCAGCGCGAUGCACCAAACGAUGGCGACGCUGCACACGUUUUUGUUGCACAACCAUUCAGUGUACUCCAAACAUUGCUUCCAGUCCCUCACCGCGCCGCCCAAAGACGACCCAGAAAUUCCUGGUGGAUUGAUAUGUGCGCAAUGGGUCAACGGUCCCGCCAACGAACUCGUCCUGUACUUUGCGCUCGGAACAGCCACGAAUGCGACCGACCAACGGUUCACCGAGUCGCCCAUCUUGAGUCGAAAGGCGGGCCUGCACGCAAGUCGAAUCCAAGCCUUGAAGGCCAGCGUCGCCGGCAUUCGACUGAUCCUGCAGGACAAGGACGACAAAGCUCGCCCUGUGCAAGCGCACUUCGAUGACUUGAUGGCGGGAUUGCAUGGCGUUUUGCGCACCAACGACUCCGACACGGACGCCCCCCCGUCACAAAUCCCAUGCACCAUAGUCGAAGUCAAUCUGGUCGAACGGCUGCUAGACACAACGCACGGAGUAAACGCUGUGCACAACGGCUUGUGCUACGCUCUCCGGAAUGCACUGCACACGUAGCUUAUACAUAUCCGCACAAAUUUCCAAUUUAUCUUGUCCUUGGCAUCGAACACUUCUUCACGGCAUCAUGGCGGUGUCUGUGCACGCGGCGACAUGACAUAAAAAGCUAAGUUACGCAUGAACAACGACAAGUUUAAGCUCGUUGACCAACUGUCGCUUUUCGUCGGUCGCAGGAAUGCCAUCAAUGAGGUCGGUCAAGUCGGCAUGGUACAAUCCGACGAUCUUGCGAAGACUGGCCUCGCGCAGCAUGCGCAGCAACAUGGAUGACGUUUUCACGUCAUGGGCAAGACGGGCCGCAACGUCUAAAAACACGCCAUUGCAAUAUCGCAUGCCUUCAAAGACGUGGGGAAUGAAUUGGUCAAGCUUGGGAUCGACGAGAACUUGGACAAGUGACGUUAUGAGAUGCGGUUUCAGCACUUCUGGGGUUGGCAGCUUGUCCAUGGCGCUGGUUUUGGCGCUCACCGACGCAUACGACUUCAAGCAAACCACAAAUGCCAUGAGCAAGGCGAGCGUAUUGCCCUCCACGCUUUGCUUGGACAAAGUCGGAGCAAGAAUGGAAGAUAACGUGGGUCCAAAGUUGAGGGCAUUCAGCAAUCGGCACACUUGCGGGCACAACGCGUCGUUCCCGUCUGCAAACAAUGCGCUCAUGUAAAAGCUGAGAAGUGCACCGCGAUCGAAUUUAUUGAGUGACCCUUGGCCCGAUACGAUGUCGAUGACGAAGCUCUUUGCGUCCACCGAUAUUUCCUGUGCCUUGCAGCACGUGGCGAGUGACCUCAGAAACGUUGGCGGGUAUUUUGGCAAGUGGUGCAAUAGAGCCACGGCCUCCAACUGACUCGCCCACGGCAAGUGGCCGAACCAGACCGGACUCGUAGACGGCGUAAAGAACGCAACGACCGAAUUCGCCCACGACUCGAUGUGUUCCGAUGCUGCCACGUCGGUAGGCAUUCGAGACAAUACACCCAUGGACACUCGGAAUAUGGAGUUGAAAAUGUCGCGGUGGGUCGUUGCGUCCACAAGCGCAAGCAUGUACAGCCCAAAUCGGUCCAUCCAUUUGGAGAUCAUGGACCAGGACAUGGCUUCGAUCUACCACGAACGGUUAGAUUAUGAAUCAACAAGUCGAAUGGGAUUACCUUGCCUCGCGAUGUAGCCGUGAAGACGUGGGUUAGAUGUUGAAGGGCAAAGGCUGAACACACGCGAAACGUGGCCGAGUUUGGAACACUGCACAUGUACAGCGUCGUAAAAGCUUCGAGUAGUUCAGGACGGUCUCCUCUCUCCAGCAAAGACGUGACGAGCUGCAGCCGACCUUUGAGCAAGCUCGGUCCUUGGGCGAUUUGUCGAUCGGAUGUGGCGAGGGUUUCAAGUUCGGACUGGACAAACCGAGUGAGCACGCCGUCCAUAGUUGUUGAAUUCGACCCGGAUAAACAAUUGCAUCCACACUGCGCGAUGGCCAAAUUCAGAGCGCUCCAUACGUGCAUUGACGACGUAUCACCCGAGCUCAAGACAUCUGCGGGGGCUCGCGGGAAGUCGCUGAAAAACGUCUGUGACAACGACUUCAACGCUGGGUCGUCCACUUGCAUUUUCGACGCUCGGAAGAUAAUCGUCGACGCUUCCACAAUCAAAAUCAAGUGGGACAACACUGUAGGAGACAAUUUAGAUGAAUUGUCUCCGUGGCACUCCAUCCACAACCCAAGCAACGGCGACAGUAGCGACACCGCUUUCGCGGGCCAGGACAGGUCGUUGCAUGCCUGAGCCCCUUUGAUUGCUUCUCGGUGAGGACUCCAUCCAACUAAUUGCUGACGCGGCACGAGAAGGAGCGACUUGCAUGAAGCCAAGGCUAUCUGGUCGGUCACGGCAUUGGCUGCAGCGAUUGACGUCGCUCUGUCCAUCGCUUCAAGCAGUUUGUGAACAACUUCGACGGCGAAGAACCGGCCUUUCAACACACUCGACUGAAGCUGGCUUUGCUUUGCUUUAGCCUUCUCCGCAAACAAACUGUACGAGUUCUUCACGUGGACCGUAGUCGCCUUGGUCGUGAUGGUAUCCUUGAAGUUCUCGAGCAGCCGGCCGCACUCUUCUGAACUCAGUGCUCCGGCAAAGAGCAGAGCAAAACCAGGCACAUCCAGGACUGCGUUGAUGUGUCGCAAUACGUCGUCCCGAACACUUGGCUUGAUGUGCGUCAAGCCACUGCAGAAGUACACCUGGAUGAGCUGAGCAAACGGCACGAUCACGUUCUCCGACUUGGACGACGCAAGGCUGACGAAACAUUCUUUCCACGUCGUCACGCACGCCUCGCGCACGAUGGCUUCGUCGUCCACCAUAGCUUGCAACAUCCGCUCCAAGACAACGCCGAUGUUCGCGACCAGCGUUGUCGGAUGCAUGUGAAUGAGCUCCUUCAAGCUGAACAUAGCAUCGCGGCGAACGUGUGCGUUGUAAUGAGAGGCUUUGGACAGAAUAUCCUGCAGUGUUUGGUUGCGGUGGGUCACGGCCGCGCCCGACUUGUCUUGCAACAUGCUCUGUUCGGUCAUGUUGAUUCGACGGGACUGGAUCGACGCAUUCGUCACGUUCGACUGUACGACCUUCCGCCCGACCUUUCGCUUUGGGCGCUUGAAGUCACCAGGCUUCUUCUUCUGACCCCCUUUGCCUCCACUUCCCUUGAGAUUCACCAUGAUCGGCAAGUCCUCCACUGUCGCCGGCGGAUGUCGCGCCAAUUCAAGUGAG